Messenger RNA from Fukomys damarensis (Damara mole-rat), 1512 nucleotides. Its product is annotated as cytochrome P450 4F22-like. Gene Ontology annotation, cellular component: endoplasmic reticulum membrane. The record is from RefSeq and is a predicted model, not a curated record. The transcript is spliced from 12 exons. Bases 180 to 1469 code for a protein of 429 amino acids. NCBI's taxonomy places the organism in Eukaryota, Metazoa, Chordata, Mammalia, Rodentia, Bathyergidae. Gene Ontology annotation, molecular function: monooxygenase activity; heme binding; iron ion binding. Gene Ontology annotation, biological process: ceramide biosynthetic process.
CCCAGGACGGCGCGGUCAAAGCCGAGGUUGCAGCACCUGCCCACCAGGAUCCAGGCUGGAGGACAAGACCUGCGGGAAGCUGACCCUCAAAGAAAGAUUUGGAUGCCGGGAACUUGUUUGAAAAGCAAUUGCAGAAACUACCACUAAGGACCAAGGAACCUAAAAGAACUGAGAACAGGAUGCUGCCCGUCACAGACCACCUGCUGCACUUCCUGGGCCUGGAAAGGACAGCGUUCCGCACCUGCGCGGUGUCCGCCCUCCUCUUCUCCCUGCUCUUCGCCUUCUUCAGCCUGCUGCUGCGGCUGCUGCGAACCUGCUGGGCCUUCUACAGCACCUGCCGCCGCCUGCGCUGUUUCCCUCAGCCACCGGGGAAGAACUGGCUGAUAGGUCACCUGGGCACGUAUUUCCCGAAUGAGAAGGGCCUUCGAGAUGAGAAGAAGGUGCUGGACAGAAUGAAUGACGUGGUCCUGGUGUGGGCCGGGCCUGUCCUGCCGCUGUUGGUUCUGGUGCACCCCGAUUACAUCAAGCCUGUGCUGAGUGCCUCAGCUGCCAUUGCCCCCAAGGAUGAAUUUUUCUACAGCUUCCUGAAGCCUUGGCUGGGGGACGGCCUUCUGCUCAGCAAAGGGGACAAGUGGGGCCGGCACCGCCGUCUGCUGACCCCCGCCUUCCACUUCGACAUUCUGAAGCCGUACAUGAAGGUCUUCAACCAGUGCACCAACAUCAUGCAUGCCAAAUGGCGGCGGCACCUGGGGGAGAGCUCGGUGGCCUCCUUUGACAUGUUUGAGCACGUCAGCCUCAUGACCCUGGACAGUCUUCAGAAAUGCGUGUUCAGUUACAACAGCAACUGCCAGGAGAAGAUGAGCGAUUACAUAUCGGCCAUCAUCGAGCUGAGCGCCCUGGUCGUCCGGCGCCAGUAUCGCCUGCAUCACUACCUGAACUUCAUCUACAACCUCUCCACCGACGGGCGGCGCUUCCGCCGGGCCUGCGAUAUAGUGCACCGCUUCACCACCGAGGUCAUCCAGGAGCGGCGGAAGGCGCUGUGUCAGCAGGGGACGGAGAUGUGGCUGAAGGCCAAGCAGGGCAAGACCUUGGACUUCAUCGAUGUGCUGCUCCUGGCCAGGGAUGAAGACGGAAAGGAACUGUCUGAUGAAGACAUCCGAGCAGAGGCUGACACCUUCAUGUUUGAGGGUCAUGACACAACAUCCAGCGGGCUCUCCUGGGUGCUGUUCAACUUGGCGAAGUAUCCAGAAUACCAGGAGAAGUGCCGGGAAGAGAUCCAGGAAGUCAUGAAAGGCCGGGAGCUGGAGGAAUUGGAGUGGGACGACCUGACCCAGCUGCCCUUCACCACCAUGUGCAUCAAGGAGAGCCUGCGCCAGUUCCCGCCAGUCACCCUGAUCUCUCGCCGCUGCACUGAGGACAUCAAGCUCCCGGACGGACGCAUCGUCCCUAAAGGAAGAAUGCCAGGGUGAAGCACGGAAGGGUGGAGCACGGAAGGCCAGACUUGGAGGUUGG